AUGCAUUUCCAUCUGAAACGAGCCCUGCUGCAGGCUUCCGCCGCCGUCCAGCGGACGGCGCGCGGCGGCGACCGCCGGCAGAUGGGCUCCGCUUACUACGGCGUCGCCGCCGGCGGGGUGGCGGAGAAGGCGAAGUUGAGGGGCGUUGUGUUCGACAUGGACGGGACGCUGACGGUGCCGGUGAUCGACUUCGGGGCCAUGUACCGGGAGGUGCUGGGGGAGAAUACCUAUAUCGCCAUGAGGUCGAGGAACCCCAACGGCAGCAUCGACAUCCUCCACCACAUCGAGACCUUGUCGCCACCGGCGCAGAAGAAGGCCUACGAGGUCAUCGCCAGCUUCGAGCGCCAGGCCUUGGAACGCCUCGAGAUCAUGCCGGGUGAGCGUGCCAUCUCCUCGUCUUCCUCCUCAGCCCUCGCGUCUCCUUCUACCUACUCGAAAUAGCAGCGGAUGAACGCGCGAGCAAGAUGAUGAAGGGGGGGGUCGAUUUCUCCCGAAUCCUCGAUAAUUUCCUGGUGUCGAUCGAAUUAUUAUCUACACUUGAAUGCGUGCGACGGACUGUGCCAUGGGGAUCCGGAUGCGGACUAAGGAUCUGUCGCUCCCCCGUCUCAAUAAAAAAAAAAGGGGCGAUCGGGCCUGUCGAAUGCAAGAGAUCCAUCGCCCGUUCCGUGAUGUUUCAGAAAUUUUGAAAUGUCCGGACAUUGGAACAAUCCUCGAUAUCUUGUGGACGUUCAGCUGACUUUGAUCCUAGGUAUUACUGCCCGCAAACUGGUGUGAUUUCCUUGGUGAUUCAUGGCUUCAAGCUUGAGAAAAACUUCCUCCGAAAAGUCUGACAGAAACAGCUUCCCCUUCUCCUGUCACAUUUACCAUGAUGGAUAUGAGGGAUGUUUCAUCUAUGCUAUAGAUGAUGAACAUGUUCCAAUUAUCAGAACUCGAGAGGGUUUCUUAGUUCUUCUGAUUUCCAACAUCUUUUCGUCUUCUUUUCUAUAAACCGCCAGCAUUAACAACGUGGAGUGACAAUUAUGCAGGUGCUGCAGAGCUCUGCGGGUUUCUGGAUUCUCGGAAGCUAAGGUGAGCUCGCUGUAACUCUUAAAUGCUCCAUAUGAAUCGUCCUAUUCUGCCCUGCCUUUUCCUACUUCACCACUCAAUUUUUUUUCUUUCUUUCUCUGGACAAUGGGCGCAAUCUCUUGUAUACCCAGGAGGAAAAGAGCUUUCUUUUUGUUUAAUUUAUAGCUGAUGGAUGGUUUAAAGACUUGUGAGCAUCUGUUUAUGCUACUAUGAUCUACGGGAGGCAUCGAUUUUUAUGUGACCACCCUGACUUCAUUAUCUUGAGAGGGCUACAGCUGGGAGAUGGAUCGCCUCCUGAAUGAUUCCAGAUUAGAUAGCCUGCAUUAAAUUCAGAUCCCCCCUCAUAAGAACAAGGCUGCAUCCGAGUUUUGUUCGGUAUAGAAUGAGGGCGUAGUUCAUCUUCUGACUCGAUAGCUGGUAUGAUUUCUAUUUCUGACUGCCCUCACAGGAGGGGAUUGAUCACCCGCAACGUCAAGCAGUCUGUCGACAUAUUUCAUGUUCGAUUCGGGGUAAGUUUCUUGGCUUUACUGAAAAAAUUCCGUGUGAAAUCCCCCUCGCUUGAGGGUAUGCUGCUAGCCGGAGGGCCUUGGAAACUUUGGCUUUGGGUGUCUCAUAGUUAUAGCUUUUGCAGAUGGAAUUCAACCCGGCGCUUAGCAGGGAGUUCCGACCGUACAAGCCUGAUCCGGCUCCACUGCUGCAUAUCUGUGCGAAGUGGGAUGUCCAGCCAACUGAAGUGAUGAUGAUUGGCGACAGCCUUCACGAUGAUGUGAGUGGAACCCCCGACCGACUUUGGAUUCUUGGUUGCUGCAUCCAUUCACUUAUGUUUCAGAAAUGGGUCGAUGAAAAAAUGGCGCCUUUAUUUUUCUGAACUGUACAAGAUAAGAUCAAAAGACCUCCGAUUUAACAUAAAAGGUCAACCCACUGUGGCUCCCCUCUCCCCCAUCAUGCCCACUGUAAGUAGCCUAAAGCCCAGUUGGGGUCCAGGCUCCCAGAUAGAGAACUCUCAUCGCUCAUGUGGGAGACAAGAAGGUCGUGCCAUAGCUGGUGCGGUAAGAAAGCUUUGGACACGUUGGGUGCUGAAGAUGCCAGGCCCAGAAACCUGCAAGUAUAUAUUGCUCAUUAUGGUAGUCAAGUUCCUUUGCAGUGUUUUGCUCAUUUUUAAUCUGUUGACCUUAUUUUCAUUUGGUUAGAGUUAAGUUUCCUGAAUCUCACCGGAAUAAGUGAGAUGAUAUGCACCGAGAGUCAAUGACGAGCUUUGAACAGGUGGUGUGUGGGAAGAGAGCGGGGGCUUUUACCUGCCUUCUGGACGAAUCCGGGAGAUACGGCGCCCACGAGUCCCUGAGCGAGGGUCUGAGGCCGGAUUUCAAGGUCUCUUCUCUUGUUGAAGUGCUCUCGCUCUUGGAAGCCCAUUUCGAGCUGACUCCACACUCUCAGAUCGACCGGGAGAAGAUUAGCGGUGCGGGUCGUUGA
This is a messenger RNA of Spirodela intermedia, 2535 nucleotides long. The record is from the annotation of a GenBank genome assembly. NCBI's taxonomy places the organism in Eukaryota, Viridiplantae, Streptophyta, Magnoliopsida, Alismatales, Araceae.